Molecule: messenger RNA, 2536 nt
Organism: Engraulis encrasicolus (European anchovy)
Lineage: Eukaryota; Metazoa; Chordata; Actinopteri; Clupeiformes; Engraulidae
Gene: hdac10
Product: histone deacetylase 10
Exons: 22
Coding region: 242-2302 (686 amino acids)
Biological process (GO): negative regulation of transcription by RNA polymerase II
Molecular function (GO): deacetylase activity
Source: RefSeq, a predicted model, not a curated record
CUGCCUCCUGUGUGUAACAAGGCAGAUGUGAUGACUUUCUAAACUUUCUUGAUGUAUCAUCUUAAGAUUAUGGGUCUGAUUAAUUAAACGGCAUGAUUCUACUUCAUUAAUUCCAGGGGAUUUGGUUGUUACAUUAAAGUACAAAACAGCUUACUUGCAGCGGUAUAUAGAAGGAACCACUCCAAACUUUUUCAGCCUAUUCAUCUUUGGCACAUUUCUCGUAUGGUUUAACGGUUCAGUCAUGGCAUCAAAGACGGCGAUAGUCUAUGAUGAAGAAAUGACCCGCUACAAACUUCUAUGGGUCGACCCUGCUUGCAAAAUUGAGGUACCAGAGCGUCUCACAGCCAGUCAUGGGGCACUGCUUUCUAAAGGGUUAUUAGAGCGCUGCGUCUCCAUUCCUGUUCGUCAAGCAACAGAUGAGGAGAUACUGUUAGCACACAGUGAGGAGUAUCUGGAAGCUGUCAAGCAGACGCCCCACAUGACUCUGGAGGACCUCAUGACGUUCACCCAGCAGUAUGGAGAUGUCUAUUUUCAUCCGAACAUAUUCCACUGUGCCAAACUGGCAAUAGGGGCCACGCUGCAGCUGGUGGACAGUGUGAUGACAGAAAAAGUGAGGAAUGGAUUAGCCCUUGUGAGACCACCUGGCCACCACAGUCAAAGGAGUGCCGCCAAUGGCUUCUGUGUGUUCAACAAUGUUGCAAUAGCUGCCCUUUAUGCAAAGAAACACUAUAACCUUAAAAGGGUAUUAAUCGUUGAUUGGGAUGUGCAUCAUGGACAAGGGGUCCAAUACUGUUUUGAGGACGACCCAAGUGUUCUCUACUUCUCCUGGCACCGCUAUGAGCACCAGAGCUUUUGGCCCAAUCUCCCAGAGUCAGACUAUGACAGUGUGGGAAAGGGGAAAGGAGCGGGAUUCAAUAUCAAUGUGCCAUGGAAUAAGGUGGGGAUGGACCACAGUGACUACCUCUCUGUCUUCUUCCAUGUCUUGCUGCCAGUUGCUUAUGAGUUCAACCCUGAGCUAGUUCUGGUGUGUGCAGGUUUUGAUUCUGCAAUUGGAGAUCCAGAGGGUCGCAUGAAUGCAACUCCAGAGAUCUUUGCUCAUCUCACUCACCUGUUGAUGCCCCUGGCUGGUGGAAAGUUGUGUGCUGUUCUUGAGGGUGGCUACAACUUGACUGCACUUUCUCAGUCAGUGUGCCAGACCGUCCAAAGUCUUCUUGGAGAUCCUGCACCACAGCUGGCCAACAUUAGCUUUCCUUGUGAGAGUGCCCUGGAGUCUCUUCAGAAUGUAAGAUCCGCACACCAACCGUACUGGACUUGCUUUAAACAUUCUGCAGUGGGAGCUGUGUCCGAGCCCAGUACCAAACGCAGCAGGGUGGAGGAAGGAGGGGCUGAGAACCCCCAGCUACCAGAGCAACAGCAGCCGGAGCAGCAGCAGCUGACUGGAGAGUCAGGGGACACGUUGGAGGAGGAAAUUGAGUGGCCUGAGCCCCUGCCAAGGUCAGCUCCUCCUGUGCGCACUGCUGUAGCACUCCCUGCUGGUGUGGAGGCCUCACUGCCAGAAGGCUGUCAGCGCUUGGAGGAGGCAACCCAAACUUCUGAUAAGACUUUGGAAAAAAUUAGAGAUCAUUUAAAUGAAAAAGGUAUGAAGGAUGAGGAGGAGAUUGCAGCACUCAGGAAACUUGUGUCUCUUUUGGACAAAAUGAACUGUAAAGAGAUCCGCAAUGGUUUGGCAACGGUGCCAGAUAUGCCCCUGGCUGUGAAGGUUGCUGUUCAGCAUGCUCUAACCUCUGUUGACCGAGUCCUUGUGGUACUUGUUGGAGAUGAUGAGUGGCCUGUGGAUUUACAUGAUGGGAGAGUCCUAUUGGUUCAAAUCUGCUGUAAAGAGCCUGCAACCCCCAAAUCCCAGUACCACAUUCCAGUGUGUAUAAAACAGGGGCCAGGGGAUGUAGCUGGGUUUCUACAGGCCGUGCUGAGUCUCCUGUUGCCUGUGGCGUAUCAGCAUAACCCAGGGCUGGUGCUGGAGGUCUGGACCCAGGGCAGCGGGGUGAAGGAGGCCGCAUGGGCACAGCUCACCAGCCUGCUCCAGGGCCUUGCAAUGGGGCACACACUCGCCCUGCUGCAGAAGUCUGAGGAUGGCCCUGUGAGGGCCACCGCAGCCUCUCUGAUGGGGACCCCUGCCCCUGACCUAGGACCCCUGGGGGCCCUCUGCCCUGAGGAUGUCCAAGCCAUGGAGAAGCUUAGGACCAGACUGGAGAACAAGUGGGAGAUGCUUCACAUCUCUGUUCCCACUAAGGGUCAGGAUUAAAACAAAUGAACUGGACGUCGUUUAAGUUUUGAAACACACUUGGAUAAUGUAACAGUCACCAUUUGAAUUGUACUUCCCAUAAUAUUUUACAUUAAAGAGGAAUUUGAUACUAAUGUUGUGUUUGGCUUGUCUCUAUGGUUGUGAUGAUACAUCUUUUAUGAAGGCUUCAUCACAAAUGAAUGACUUUCUAAAACACCACCCUCUUCAAGGAUUGUGAAACAUUUGCUUUGGUGU